AACAUUAUGUACUGUACAGAAUCAAUUUUAAAAAACCUUGAAAAUAUCAAAAUUUUCAAAACAAAAAUAUAUUUUGUUUUCACUUCUCAUUCAAUUCAAAAUUAAAAAGUUUACAAAAAAUUUAAAAAAAAAAUGCUUACAACACCUUUGCAACCUCAUAACAGUUUAAACAACAUUACGUCAAAAAAUAGUUCAAGCUCGCAUAGAAAUAUGAAAAUUCUUUCAUUAUUGCAAAAAUCCAAACCUUCAACUCAUAAAAGGCAGAAAAAAAAGAAUAGAAAAAAUGAUAUCGCUGCGAACGUUCCAAAAGCAGCAGUGAUGCUCGAAGUGAAACUUCAAAAAGCAAUGCGUAAAAAUGCCGACGAAAAACUACAUAGCAAUGAAGACCAUACACAAAAUCUCUUGCAAACCAAACAAAUGCUUUCUGAUAUUCUAAAAGAAUAUGAUCAUAUUUCAAAAGAUAAAAUCAUUUUAACAACGGAAAUACAAAAUAUGAAAAAAUAUUUAUCAGAAAUUCGAUCGAAACUGGAUCAAUCGUUGGUAGUGCUUAAUAAAAAUACAACUCUUUUUGCAAGGAAGAAAGGAUUAAUAGAAAAACAUAUUUUCACAAGCAAAAAGAAGAGUAAUUCUUUGAAAGGAAAACGUUCGAAGAAAGCAAAUAUUUCACCUGCUGAUCAAAUUAAACCUAUCCUUAAAAAUAUUUUAUUACUUUAAAUUUUAUAUAAGAAUGGAAAUAAAUUAAAUUAUAAUACU
Molecule: messenger RNA, 753 nt
Organism: Eupeodes corollae
Lineage: Eukaryota; Metazoa; Arthropoda; Insecta; Diptera; Syrphidae
Exons: 2
Coding region: 133-714 (193 amino acids)
Source: RefSeq, a predicted model, not a curated record